Messenger RNA from Neoarthrinium moseri, 1221 nucleotides. RefSeq lists its product as uncharacterized. The coding region runs from base 1 to 1221 and encodes 406 amino acids. The record is from RefSeq and is a predicted model, not a curated record. Lineage: Eukaryota; Fungi; Ascomycota; Sordariomycetes; Amphisphaeriales; Apiosporaceae. The transcript has a single exon.
AUGCCUCUCGUCAGAGAACCAAGCCAGCGUACGAAAGCGUGGGUCCGCUGGAACUAUGGGCAGAACUCUAGUAAGAACAGUCUGGCUACUGUUGCUGCGACCGAAAUCAUCCAUCUCGGUGGCUCUCGGGUAGGAACUCCAGAGCCAUCACCAUGCCGACCUGGGACUGCACAGGAGUUGCAGCGUCCUUGUACAACAUGGUUUCCUGCACCAUAUGCUCCCGCCCCGGAGCCGCCUAUAGGUAUUUCGAGAUCAAAAACCGACCCUCAGGAGUUGUUCUCCCCCAUCCCUACGCCAUCAUCAUUCGAGACAAUGUCCGAACAGUAUAGCCCUGCGCCACUGAGCCUCCCAUCAGAGAAGCUUUCGUCGCCUCCAUCAGCAACCUCAACCGCGUUUUCAAAAAUGUCAUCUCCACCACCAUAUUCCAACGGAUCAACAACAUCAGUGUCUUCGGGAUCUGCAAGGCAACUUCGACGAACUCAGUCAGCGGCAGACAUCCAAAAGCGUGCCCGUACGCGAAAAGCGCUGCCUCCCCGUCCGAUGGAGACAACUGACGAGUCAGAGUCAGAUGCUCAAGAAUCGUCGUCAGAGGCCAAACACGUCGGCCAGCUUAUGAAGGAGGGUGCUCGGGUAACCCAAUGGUUCCCUUUACCCCCAAUGACUAGCCCACCACCCUCCAGACCGCUGCCCACCAUUGGGACGACAAGCCCUACAAGUCCGGACCGCCCAAGUGAGGCACCCAAACCGGUAAAGAAAGACGUCGAGACAGCGAAGCCAGAAUUUCCACCCAGGAAGUCGUCAUUAAGGCAUUCGCCCCAGGAGCGCUUGUGGCUGCACAGAAACUACCGCGGUGAAGCAACGUUUCUCAAGGCGUGGGGGCUGAACAUUGAGAAAGCAGACGACCGCGAUGAAGGGAUUACGAUCAUGAAAGAGCUAAUGGCAUCAGAGGAGGAGAAGAGAAAAUCUAAGAAGGCCGAGAAGGCUAAAGAGCUGGGAUUGCCUGAAGGGGGACUACAGAUCAUCAUCGAGGAGGAGAAAGCCUCGCUGUCAGAACCUGACAAGCCCAGUCCAAGAAUGAUCGAGCAUUCAUCUCAUCAUCUGAGACCUCAAGGACUGAAAGUGCCGCCACGGUCGCAUCCGAGCCCUACGCACUUACGAUCAGAGAGCGAGAGUUCAGUGCUCGGGGCAUAUCUCGACGUACGGAUGAGCCGUUUCGAUUAG